CAAAAAACAAGCGAACCUCUUGUUCUUCCUCUUCGUCUUCGUCUUGGUUUUUGUUCCUGGUUUUCUUCUUCUUCUUCUUUUUCUUCUUCUUCUUUUCGUCAUUCCGAUGUUUAUGGUUUCUAGUUGACGCCUAACACCAACAACCGCACCCGCAUGGCCACCAACAAACACCGAGUUACCACGCCAUUAGCUGGUAAUAGAGUAGAAUUCAUUAUGGUUGGAACUAUUCGUGUAUCGCUUAACCUCAAGAAUUUUUCACUUCCUUUUUCAACUAAACGCAAUUCAGAUACUGCAAAACCAAAACCUGCUUCCAGCUUCCGUGUUAAUCAAUUUGAUAUCUUCUUCAAUGGAAAACGAUAUGCGCCGCAAGAAAAGAACAAGGAAAUCUGCAUUGAAGGGGAAAAAGAGAGGAUGAUACUGCGGCCUGGCAUGGUUCUAUUGAAGAAGUUCUUAACACAUGAUGAACAGGGGUGGCUGAAUGCACAAGGGCGAGAUUCGAACUCCAACAGUUACUUAAGCAGACGAGUGGAAAUAGUGAAAAUCUGCCGUGAGCUUGGUCUUGGUCCUGGAGGAUUCUAUCGGCCGAGUUAUGAGAAUGGAGCUAAACUUCGAUUGCAUAUGAUGUGCCUUGGUCUAGACUGGGAUCCUCAAACCGGAAAGUACGGAAAUAAGAGGCUAGUUGAUGGUAGUAAUCCACCCAGUAUUCCUGAGAGAUUCAGAAAGUUGGUUGUAAAAGCAAUACAAGAAGCACAAUAUCUAAUAAGAAAGGAAUGCAGAGUAAGCUAUGCUGAGAGGAUACUCCCUUCAAUGUCUCCUGAUAUAUGCAUUGUCAACUUUUAUAAUAACUAUGGAAGGCUUGGUCUUCAUAAGGAUCGCGACGAAACGCCAGAGAGUAUCCAAAAGGGGUUGCCUGUUGUGUCCUUCUCCAUUGGCGAUUCGGCGGAAUUUAUUUAUGGUGAUCACAGGGAUGUGGAUAAGGCGGAGAAUGCAGUUCUAGAUUCAGGAGAUGUGGUGAUAUUUGGUGGUGUAUCUAGGCUUAUUUUCCAUGGAGUUUCAUCAAUCAUACCAAACUCAGCACCAAAGAAAUUGCUUCAAGAUAUUAUGCUCUCUCCAGGGCGCCUCAAUCUUACAUUCAGACAGUAUUAACACCCUCAUAUUUGUUUAUAUAACUGUAUGUGACUUGUUCAUAAUCUCAACCUGCACUGAAAUAUAUCUGGUUUCGUCUAGUUUAUGAUAUGAA
Molecule: messenger RNA, 1240 nt
Organism: Arachis ipaensis
Lineage: Eukaryota; Viridiplantae; Streptophyta; Magnoliopsida; Fabales; Fabaceae
Source: RefSeq, a predicted model, not a curated record